AUGGUGCAUCAGUCGCAGGACCACGCAUCGACCAGGUCGAAAGGCCUCGACCUGUCCCGCUGGCACUUCGACCUCGAUGCCUAUCUCAACCCCUACCUGCCCGCUCCGCCAUGGCGCUGGCUGCCUCGUCCUAUCUCCCACUUCUUCGGAUAUCGAGGGGACCAACCCCCGAAGGCCGUCGGAAACCUAGUGAUUGCCUUUUGGGCUCUCAUCGGCGCGUUCUGCGGCGUCCUCAUUAUCGCCGAGGUCUCCUCAAAUGUGCCGUCGUUCCAAAGCCACCAUGCACCCGUCAUCAUUGCCAGUUUUGGUGCCACGGCGGUGCUGGAAUUCUCCGCCAUCGAAUCUCCAUUUGCCCAGCCGCGGAACGCGAUCGUAGGACAGCUCGCUGCCAGCAUCAUCGGCGUCUCGAUCGGAAAGCUCUUCGCGCUGAACCCUCAUGCGCAUGCCUUGCCCCAGGUGGGAGGCGCCCUGGCCUGCGCCAUCACCAUCGCGUUCAUGGCCAUUACCAACACCACUCACCCCCCCGCGGGUGCCACCGCCCUCCUGGCUGUCACCGAAGCGUACGAAGUGGGCUGGUAUCUCGUUCCCAUCAUGCUGCUGGGGUGCGUGCUGAUCAUCUCCGUGGCGUUGUUAAUCAAUAACAUCCAGCGGCGGUUCCCCUUCUACUGGUGGACACCGCACCGCCUGUCCCCUCCAAAACCUGAAGAUACCGAAAGUGUCAGGCAUGAGAAGCCCGAGAGUAUCAAAGCCAGUGCAUCCGAGGACAGCAUGAUGGACACUCAGGAGCAGAUCAUCAUCCGACGUGGGGAGCUCAUCUUGCCGGACAACCUGUGGCUUACAGUAGAAGAGAGGGAGAUGCUGGAGAAAGUCAGCCAACGAAUACAAUAG
This is a messenger RNA of Aspergillus clavatus NRRL 1, 888 nucleotides long. RefSeq names its product HPP family protein. Bases 1 to 888 code for a protein of 295 amino acids. The record is from RefSeq and is a predicted model, not a curated record. Lineage: Eukaryota; Fungi; Ascomycota; Eurotiomycetes; Eurotiales; Aspergillaceae. The transcript is spliced from 2 exons.